Messenger RNA from Ooceraea biroi (clonal raider ant), 2462 nucleotides. RefSeq names its product glomulin. Gene Ontology annotation, molecular function: ubiquitin-protein transferase inhibitor activity. Gene Ontology annotation, cellular component: cytoplasm. NCBI's taxonomy places the organism in Eukaryota, Metazoa, Arthropoda, Insecta, Hymenoptera, Formicidae. The record is from RefSeq and is a predicted model, not a curated record.
AAAUUCUACUAAGCUGCUCGCAGCAGCGAAAUCACGUUUCCCGUUUUCAUUCAUCGACUCCUGCUCAACGUUUUUUUUUUUUUUUCGCGCGAAUAAACACCGAGUCGAGGUGACUCGCUGCCCGAUUACUGCCAGCUGGGACUCGUCAUCGUUGAAUUUUUGGCACGAGGUGGUGGACGAAGCUUUUCGCGUGGUAGCUCGUCAUUGGUGUCGCGAUGAAAGCGCGAUCUCGCGCGCGGACGUAACCUCACUCGGAGGCAGUUUGUAUAUAUCGCGGCCAGUAUUUAUUUUCCCGAGGAGAGCGGAAGCCGGAGCAAGCACGUCUCGUCUCGGGAUUCGUCGACUGAAAGUGCUGCGGAAAUAUAACCGACCUGGAGGAAGGACAAAGUAACGUUUCAAGUAUGAAAUAAACGUGCGGCGCACUUGUUUUGAAGAGUAAUAAUUUCGUUUAUUUACAACAUUUAUACGUAGUUUUGUGGCCGUAGUUCUGCUCUGCCGAGAAAAUGUCGCGAACAUUUGUCAAACGUUUCUCCGACCUCCUGAAGAAUCGCCAGGGGAAGGAGGCUAUGGAACUCUUCAUGAUGGAGGACAGCGAAAUCAUCUCCAACAAUCUGAGCGAUGUGAUGCCUCUCGCUGCCCAGUAUCUCACAGAGUCUAACUUGCAGCGUGACCAGGAACACUUUCUGUGCUGUAAAACUAUAGUGAACACCGCAGCAAGGAUGUACAAUCCGAUGGAGACGGUGCUGGAGGUUUUGGAGGAGAUAGAACACGUACGCUUACACGUAGAGAGUCAUGUGAAAUUCUUCGCCAUGCUAGAGCCGUUGGGUAUAUGCCUGACAAGGAUGAUAAAUAAGGGGAAGAACAUCUAUUGGUGCCUCGAACCACUCAGAAUGUACAUUCAGAGCUUACACACCUGGACCCCUGAUGAUGAAGAAGCAACUGAAGACGGAACCAUGAACGUGUACAGGGAAGUAUUAUUAUUCUUGACACCGUUGGUAGACAAGGCGGUCGAAGUCAAUUCGAAACGUGAGGAUGGAUCUCUGCUCGGGGACUCUCUUCUGAGUUUCCUCAUUUUUCUACAUGGAAGGCUCUCCAUGACAAGUAGGGUCACCGUUGAAAAAGAACUGUUGGAGAAGAUGAUGCCGCUAACACUCUGUCUCACUGGAGAUCCGUUGUAUUUUCUGGACGUCGUCGGUCGACGUUACAGAAACGUCUGCAACAGAUCGCGAGACGUCGAUUUGCGCAGAACUGUGAACGAGAAGCGUAACAUAUUGUUUGAGUCAAAGCGCAAUAUUUCGGAUCUGGCCUACGCUAAUUUCUACUUUAACCUGAUAACCAAAGAGCAGUAUUGGAGAUACGUACCGCAGGUUUAUAAUCUCUCUUACAUACUUGAAAAAUGCACGUAUCUGUUCCAUACCUUCCUCCAAGUGAGACGCGAGGUCUUCGGCUGGAAAGGAUUGAUUUUCAUGGAGAACGUGAUACAGCGAGUUCCUCGUCGCUCCGUAAGCUCCGAGAUGUUGGAGCUGACAAUAUACUUAGACAUUUUCAAGCCAAUUAUCAGUAUAAUGAUUCUCUCUGACAAUAGCGAUGCGAGGAAGAAGGCGUUGGAUGUUUUCCGCGGGUAUAUCGAACUCUUUAACAUGGAAGCUAGAUACUCCGUCCUCUCAUACUUGUACGAGAUCGCCGAGCACUCCGGUCUACUGAGCCUGGUCACGGGCAUAUUUAAAUCCUCGAUCACCGAAUGCCUCGAUUCCGCUCCGCGGAAUCACCGGUUCCUCGGAAAGAACAUGGAGGUGCUGCUGAAGAAAGUUUGCAACUUGCCACACGGAAGCUCGUCGGACGUGGUGGAGAUAUCGGACGAGAUUAUCACCGCACUGAAUUUGCUGAGAUACUUGUUUAUUAAAGAUGAGGACAACGAGACGGGUAUCUGGAGCAUCGUGGACGCGAUAGAAAAUGAUUAUCUGAAACCUUUGAAGGAGGGUAUACACAUGAGUAAAGGGUAUUGGAGGGUGAAGAUAAAGGACUUGGAGCAUCAGAAGAAGCGUUACAAUCAGAAAACCGAUUACGAGGAGAUGAAGAGAGAGGACGCGAAGGUCACGUUGACCGUCGGUGGUGAACAAUUACCAGUCAUGCCACUUGCAGACAAGAUCUCCUUUUGCCAUCGAGCAUUAAAUGGUCUGGAUGUAAUGGAGAGCAUUCUUAUCCGAGUUGACGAAUGCAUAAGUACUGGCAAAGCGUUACGUUAGCGAGACUCUCGAAAUUCAGUAAAUACGUUGUUCGCAGAGAAAUAAAAUCAAUGGCAAACAUGGUUAAUGAUAAUUAUACAUUUAUGUUAUACAUGGUUUUAGACGUUUAUGGACUUCUAGGGCUUUGCUGGCCGAACAGUUUGAAAAUGAUAGUAACAAGAAAACCGAAUCGCACCAAUCAGUUCAUGAGGAGAACGAUGAGGAAUAUGAGAAAAA